Messenger RNA from Knipowitschia caucasica, 228 nucleotides. The record is from the annotation of a GenBank genome assembly. Lineage: Eukaryota; Metazoa; Chordata; Actinopteri; Gobiiformes; Gobiidae.
AUGAGAAAGAGACUGUCGCCGGAGCGUUUGACAGAUGCCGCCCCGGGCAGGUGCGACAGGUUGAUUCAGGGAGUCAGCAGAACGAAGCUGCCUGUCAUCAAACACUUCACGGAAAGGUCCUACUCUUCGGUCUCCCCCAUCUAUCUGUGCAUUCCCAGACAGCUUCGCAGUUCAAACUCGCGCACUGCGGUAUUGUCACACACCAUGCUGGUUGCCAUGGUGAAAUAG